Boleophthalmus pectinirostris (great blue-spotted mudskipper) is the source of this 711-nucleotide messenger RNA. It is a transcript of the gene spmap2, whose product is annotated as theg spermatid protein. Lineage: Eukaryota; Metazoa; Chordata; Actinopteri; Gobiiformes; Gobiidae. The record is from RefSeq and is a predicted model, not a curated record. The coding region runs from base 1 to 711 and encodes 236 amino acids. Gene Ontology annotation, biological process: spermatogenesis. The transcript has 6 exons.
AUGGCAAAACGAAUCCAGCAGCUUGCUCGGCCCAAACCAAACAGACUUCAGUAUCCUGACCGUCGCUCGGUUUACUGGCUCGAUAAGCUGCCUCCUGAAAAGACAGGAUCCACCACAAAAAUUGAGUUAACCCCUCGUUGGUUGGAGCUUUCCCGAAGUAAAAAGAUCAUCACUCAAGUCAUAAUGAGUCCUGAGUGGAAAGUGAGUGAGUGGGCUUUGAAGGCUGUACCAUCCCAACGCCUGUGUCGUCUGGCUCUCCCACGGCUACCUGCAGAGGAGUGGCAGCCAGAGCGCCCUCUGCUGGUCCCUUUGAGCAAAGCAACACAGACAGCUGUAGCCACCGCCCGUAUCUGUCAGCUCGCUCAACCAAAGAGGAGGUCCAGAGAUGAAGGUUCUGCUCCCAGGACCAGAGCUGCCCCUCGCUCCCAGGGCUCCAGCAGGGCCUCUGCACACAUAGAGCUGCUUGCCACCCCAAAACAAAACCACCCAAAGUUUGAGGGGGAGCGUGAGGUCUGCUGGCCCAUCUCCAGAUCUGCCCAGAAAGCAGUAGCCAGUCCCAGGGUCCAGGAGCUGUCCAACCCCAAAGAGAGGAAGUCUUUGUAUGAAGGAUACAACCCGUACAUCAUCAGCCGAGCAGCAAGAUCAGCCUGUCCCUCUGCACGCAUUCGCCAGCUCAGUCUGCCUCUGCCCAGAAAAUGUAGUUCCCAAUAG